Hermetia illucens (black soldier fly) is the source of this 795-nucleotide messenger RNA. RefSeq lists its product as uncharacterized. Lineage: Eukaryota; Metazoa; Arthropoda; Insecta; Diptera; Stratiomyidae. The record is from RefSeq and is a predicted model, not a curated record. The transcript is spliced from 2 exons. Bases 1 to 795 code for a protein of 264 amino acids.
AUGGACAUAAUUGAAAGUGGAAAGCCAUCUGAUUCAAACCAAGGAUAUAGUAAAAGAUCCAAGUUGCUUGCACACAGCAAUGUGGUGGAGUUUAUGGGAAAAGUUCAUGAAGAUAUCUUAAAUCAAGAUAAAUUGUUAAUCAACGGGGUAGAUCUGCCUGUCAUUUUUUCGCCAGAAAAACUCGAAUUUUACUUGUAUUGCAAAGACGACGUUCAGCCAUUACUAAUCAAAAUUAUAGAAGCGACAAUGUACAUGAACCAUGUAACUGUCAAUCCGAACAUCUUAUAUGCACAUGAAAGUGUUCUCCAAAGAUCUAAUACAAUAUAUUUAUAUAAACGUGUAGAAGUGAAGGUAUGUACUCUACCCGCAAACACAUUUUCACUUUCACUCGAUAAUGUGGCCAUUGGACCUAACUUGCUGGUGUUCGGUAUGGUAGACAAUGAGGCAUAUACAGGAAAACGGUCGAAAAAUUCAUACAACUUUAAACACAAUAAUCUGACAAGGUUCAAUUUAUCAGUCAAUGGAGUACAAGUACCGAACCAACCUCUAGAGUUUGACUUUUCAAAUGAACCUCCCAUUAGAACGCGAGGAUAUCUAAGCUUGUUCAAGGGUACUGGAAUAUAUUAUUCCGACCAAGACAAUUUCAACAAUUCAUGUGGAAAUCUACUGAACCAGGGCACGAUUAGGAUUCGAUUCAAAAACACUCUAAAACAAAGCACCACAUGCGUUGUUUACGCAGAGUAUGAGAACAGUAUCGAGAUAGACAAGGCUCGGAAUAUUUUCACGAGCUAUUAA